Bactrocera latifrons is the source of this 6505-nucleotide messenger RNA. It is a transcript of the gene gig, whose product is annotated as tuberin. Gene Ontology annotation, biological process: regulation of small GTPase mediated signal transduction; positive regulation of GTPase activity; negative regulation of insulin receptor signaling pathway. Lineage: Eukaryota; Metazoa; Arthropoda; Insecta; Diptera; Tephritidae. Bases 75 to 5972 code for a protein of 1965 amino acids. The transcript is spliced from 17 exons. The record is from RefSeq and is a predicted model, not a curated record. Gene Ontology annotation, cellular component: cytoplasm; nucleus; TSC1-TSC2 complex. Gene Ontology annotation, molecular function: GTPase activator activity.
CAUUUCUAUCGCAAAAAUUUAUCAGAUUUUUGGAGUGAAUUAAUUACAUUGUUGGAAUAAAAAAUCAAAUAAAGAUGAAUUCGAAGGAUAGAGAGAUUUCGAAGUCGAAAUUCAAGUUCUUCAUGAAGAAUCCCAAAGGCAUUGCUGGUGGUACUUGCGAACGUUCCCUGCGUCCCGAGGUAGAACGAGAAUUAAGACCUGAACAGACAACUGCUCAGCGAUGCAAAACGUUGUCGGAACUGCAGCUGCAGAAUAUGAAAUUAGAAGAGGCUUCCAUUAGGGAAUUAUGGAAUCUUACCAAGGACUUAAUAAUACCAAAUAAACCAGCAGAAUGUCGCCAAACAGCGUUAACUUUCUAUAAAAGACUUAUUCACAGUCAAUAUAAAAACUUGAAUUUGUUGCGGCAGCAUUUUUUUCUUGUUAUACAAAACCAUGAAGUUGGGGAAGACCUAAAACAUCGGUUAGAUUUGCUAGAUACCUUAACUGAUAAUGGGAAAGAUAUACAAAAUUUCGAAGAAGAGAUUGGCAAAUUUAUGUUACAAUGGAUUCCAGCCAUAACUGAGGCUCAUUUACUUCGUGAGUUCUUGGGCAUUUUGGAGAAUAUCAUUAAGUUCAAUGCUUCACUGUUGGAUAAAGAUAUAGUUGUUGGUAUUAUUCAAAAUGCCUGUAAUCUGAGUUGCACAGUUGAAGAAGAUGACAUUGGUAUUCAGUGUCUGACUAUUCUUGAAAUGGUUAUGUGCUACACGAUAUUUCCAAGCGAACCUCUAAGACAAUGUGUUAUUACAUUAUGUCGUACAGUUAAUUAUUCACCAUAUUGUCAGGCGUCAUGGAAGAUAAUGAAAAACCUAUUAGGCACACAACUGGGAUAUCACUCUAUGAAAAUGAUGUGCAACAUCCUUAACGAUCGCAGUCUUUACGGAGACCAACAACUCUUACGUGGUGCAGUGUUUCAUCUGAACAUGAAUAUUUUUGGUUCAAAUGUAGUUUUUCAAGUGUCUCCAAUGUUUUAUGCAUCUACGGUUCUGACCUGUUUUCUCCACGCAUUGGAAAGUCGACAAGUAAUCGUGACGUUCGAAGUAAUUUUAAGUGUAAGACGAGUUAUUAAUUACUACAAAUCGGAACUAUCAGAGAUAAUAUGGGAUUGUAUUUGUGAUACAAUGAACACAAUUCUUGAUAAUAUUGAAUAUUACGAGCAAGUUAAUAUCAAUCGGGAUCGGCUUCACUACUUGCAAAUAAAUUUUCAUGAAAAUAUUGAUUGCAUUGAACAACUUUUGUAUGAUGACACUACCCCAAUUCUCGCAAACAUUAAUCGGAUCUAUGACUUGAUCGAACGCGUGGCAGAAAAUCGCAGCGAAGCAUCUGUACUCAAACUUAUAGAGUAUCGUUCGACAAAGGUAACCGCUACAAGACCUCAAUGGUUACAAGUGCUCAACGAAUUUAUCUGCCGCUUUUAUAAAAUGCCCAAUACGAACGUGCGUCUAAAAGCAAUCCAAUCCUUGGUUCGUAUUAUGGAAUUAAACCGUUACAGCUAUGAAGAAGAAAUACUUGAACGCGUCGUAAUUCCACACUUUUCACAAAUUUCUAAUGAGACAGAUUUGCAAAUUCGUGUGUCUGUUGCAAAUGCAUUGGUGGAGUUUGCACGACACUGCGAUACCAAACGCUGUGGCGAGCUAUUGGAUAUAUUGGAAAAGCUUGUUAACCGGCCAUUUGAACAGCACACGAGCUCCGCCGACUGUAUUAUUAAGUGUGAAUCGGAUAUAUUAGAUGUCGUUACGGCAGUACAUGGGCUAAUUGAAAUAUUUGCUGUUAAAUUACAUCGCUUGCCUUCAACGCAUGCCAUUAAAAUUUUUAACAUACUGAUAAGUCAUUUAGAGCAACAUUAUGAACGUCCGAAAGUAUUCGAAAAUGGUCGCAUUGUUCGUUUUAAGAUUUUCAAGUGGCUCCUGCGCGCACGUGCAAAUGCUUCUUAUCACAUAGGCUAUCCAGAUCCUGAAAAUGGAGACGCCAUAAAGUUUAGCGCAUACUUGGGUAUCGAUUCCAGUUUACCGCCACAAGGAAACCAACAUCCACGGCACCAAUUACCAUCACACGAUUUAAUAGCGGGCUCUCAUUUUACAACCAUUUCUAUACGCAGGGCUUGCAAAACUAUUAUCAAAUGCCUAGACUUAGAGCGUGAUUAUGAAAUUUUACAACUAGUUAUCAAAGAGCUACCAAAAGUGCUAUGUAACAAAGCUCUUAUCCAAGGAAAUGACAUUGAAGCAUUAGCUGUUUCGUUAUUUCGCAUUUUUCAAGACGUUAACAAAGCUCUACAUCUUACUUAUGCACCAACUAGUGAGGAGGUGAAUGCAUUAUUCCUGCCUGCAAUCGCUUCAUUGGUGAUUUAUCACCAUUGUAUAUCAUCACACCAAAUUAAUACAUUAAUAUUAGCGCUUUGCUCCGGCAUAUUCUCGGGCACAGCUAAUGUCUGCAUAAAUACGUUAACAACGAUGAUUCUUGAAAUGCCCGAUACAUUGACGCGCACAUUGGCUGAUAUAUUGCUUCAAAUGAGCAAAAUGUCGGAUACUGCUAUGGUUGCAAUACCUGUGCUGGAGUUUCUAUCAAUUUUGAGCCGAAUGCCCAAUCAAUAUUUUACAAACUUCAUACCACGCCAAUACAUGUAUGUAUUUGCCAUAUCUUUGCCAUACACCAAACCGAAUAGAUAUGACCACUAUACGGUGUCGCUGGCACACCAUGUCAUUGCUGGCUGGUUUCUAAAAUGCAAACUGGAUAUGCGCAAGAAUUUUGUCACCUACAUAAUAUCGUCGAUUCAAUCAAACGCCAGUAUGUUAUACGAUGACAUUGACAAGUUUAAGCACAGCAUACAGCGCCAGGAUCUAAAUAGUUUGAAUGAAGAUUCAUCAAAUCGCAAGCGCAGCACAAGCUUGACAGAACGCGGUAGUCGUAAUACAAAUGUACGAAACGGUUCUGAUAUGCGACCGCCAAUCAACGACAAUUUAAAGAGUUUUCAUGCAGAAUUAGCGGAGACUUGUAUAGAUUUCUUGGCCCGUCAUACUUUUUCGCCGUGUUCGGCUUUACCUAAGCGUUUGCCUGCAGUGGAAUAUUUAUUAAAAGACGGUUUGUCGCAGACAUGGGUAGUUGGACAUAACUUGGUAACAAUUACAACUUCUGGCUGCCCUACUGGACCUAUACGAAACGGCCUAUGCGAUCGUUGUUCUCAUAUAGGAAAACAGGCAAUCAGUAGCAGUAGCUUGGUAGCGAGUAAAAGUGAUUCGAGUAGUACAGCACCAUUAUCGCCGGAAACUAACAAUACACAGUCUUCAGUCACUCCAUUGGCCGCAGAACGUCGCUAUACCAAAGCCAGUCUACAGUACAGUAGUGGAAAUGAGUCCGCAGGUAGCACUGAUCUCACUUCCUCUUCGUCCUCUGCUUCGGGCGCGAUUAGUUCAAACAUUGCCAUAACUCAGCGACAAAUAUCAAACAGUUCUACCGCUUCGUUAGAGGCGCUUUCACGUCGUGGUUCAAAUCCAGAACCCUCAGAGGGAGUUGCGGGCGCUGUUGGCAGUACUACUUCACUACAGGGUGGUCAUUCACUUUCAACAACGAGUAUAAGUGCUUCUCCGACACAAUUACAGUCAGUGCAGCAGCAACUUUGUGUACGUUCAUGUAGUGGAUGGGCAGAAAUAUUGAUACGUCGACCCACAGGCAACAUUUCUUGGAUAACACGCAUACAGAAUCCAAUAGCAAACGAUUGCUUUGGACAUGAUGUGCCAUUUAGUAACAUAGUUUCACUCUUUUUACCAACAUCUCAUGGCGGUGUGUUUGGGCCCGACUUCGCACACUCUACCUUAAUGCCAGAACUGCAACCAGAAAACGGAAAAUCCGUUGUUGGUGGUAUUUCUAACGCUUUUUCAUCCAAUACAAGUGCAGAUAACGAUGGAUCAGUACAGCCUGUGGGAAGUGCUCCAAUAAUUGCAGAUGAACAAAAAACGGCGGGCACCAACACAAAGGUUCGAGCUCUGCAACGUCAAGAGGAGAUUUCAUCGUCAACAGCUGUGCCCUCUUUGGGUUCUUCUCUGAGUACCGCUGCUAUCGACAUACCCAAACCAUUAACAAGUAAACGUAUUGGCGGAAAGGAGGCCUUAGCCGAUAGCGUAAGCGAUGGAGAAGCAGAUGAUAAUACGAGGCAAUUCGCAGAUGAAUUAUCGCGUGCGCGCAAUCCUGUGCGGCGUGUAAAUUCAAGCCCCGAGAUGAGUUCUAGUUGGAGACAGACAUUUCUGGCAGCAAAACCAGUGCCUCUGUCUGCGGAAUCAGCCAAAAUAAAAGGUAGUAAAUAUUCUGCGAGCUUUCAAGGUCUUGAGGAGGCUCAUAGUCAGCAACUGCAACAACAAAAGAAAAAGAGYGUACAAUAUACAAAAGAUAUGAGAGUCAGCUGUGAAGCGAUCCCAGAAGAAAUUGCCGGCUCCACGCCACCACAGGUGCAAUCUGCCGAUACUCUAGGAGUUGCAACAUCGGGAGUGCCAGGAAAUGAACUUCUUUCAUCCUUUUCGGCUGGUUCCGUAGCAACAACGGCAAAAAAUCUAUUGACAAAUAAUGCAGCGAUUAUUGCAUUGCCACCCAAACAACAUUCAGCUGAUGAUGUUAGCAUUAGCGCCAGCAUGCCAGCUAACGCGGUGCAACAAUCGACAUCUAGUUCGUCGCUGAAACUGAAUGUGGAUAUAGAAAAGGUAGUGACGAAGCCGCCACAUUCUCCAGCAGCAGUACCGUCACCGCAAUCACCACGAUUGGACAAACAGCCUCCCAACAGUGGUCAUAAGACCACUACUUUUACUACUAACGCACCAACAAACCACCAGGGACUUGCUAAAUCAAGUAGCAGCGGUGGAGGCAAUGCAAACCUCACAAGUGCUUCAUCAUACCUGGGAGGAGGCCCCUGUGAUUAUGGAAAUAAUAGUAAUGGUGACAUGAUGAGAGRGCGCUCGAAAACCAUUUCCGUAGUCCGUGAGGUAAACGGCCGUUCUCGUCCGACUACGUCGAACUUCCGAAGCUUUAACAAUACAUCUAAACCAUCAGUCAACGCGAAACUCUGUAUGAAUCCGAGUUUUUUGUUCAUGCAACUUUACCAUACUGGCCAAUUGCAAGUGACAGAUGUACCCAUCAAAGUUCCACAAGAAGAAACUAAUGUACUAACUGUAUUUGACUUAGCACCACCUUUUGAGACACACAAGAUAGGUGUGCUCUACGUUGGACAAGGCCAAUGUAACAAUGUAGUCGAAAUUCUACGUAAUUCGCAUGGUAGUAUGAGGUACGUAGAGUUCUUAAGUAAUAUCGGCACACUUGUUAGCCUAAAGGAGGCAGAACGGAACAACUUGUUUGUUAACUUAGACAGAGGUGGCGCAGAUGGAAAGUUCACAUACGUUUGGAAAGACGACAUUGUGCAGGUAACGUUCCAUGUCGCCACUUUGAUGCCGACUAACUUGCAGAAAGAUCCAAAUUGCAACGAAAAGAAAAAACACAUCGGUAACGAUUUCGUUAAAAUCGUUUAUAAUGAGAGUGGCGAAGAGUAUAAUCUAAAUACAAUAUCGGGCCACUUUAACUAUGCUUGCGUUAUUGUAGAACCUUUAGAAUUGAAUAGUAACCGCGUUUAUGUAAAAGCGCGGCCGGAAAUAUCGAAAUUCGUGUGCCAUCCCGAACCAAAAAUUGUUUCAGAUCACAGUGCACCAUUAUUGGCUCGACAGCUCGCAUUGCACGCGAACCUCGCUUCACAAGUAUACCAGAGCCUGCAGAAGAAAAAUCCAUAUGCUUCCAAUUGGCUAGAACGCUUGCGAAUAAUUAAAAGGCUGCGAACAAAGUUAAUUGAGCAACAAAAUGAUCAACAUCAAACCGGAACUUCUUCAGGUGCUGAAGCUGAAGAGCAUACGAGCGACCAUUUAAAGAAACACAACACUAAUCGUGAUUUUACUAAAUACGCUUAAAUUAUUGAAGUCGAACUGAAUAAAUAUACUCUUGUUAUAAUCACAUAGAACCUGUUAGUGAACUUGAAAAUUUAAUCUUCUAUUAGAAAUUACGUUACGUUAAAUAUUAUAUACAUAAAGAAAUCGCAAACGAUGUAAAAUACACAUAACAUAUCGCAUCAGUAUACGUUAAAGGAAAAUGCAAGCAAAAUGCAUCAUAGCGAACAAUAACCUAUAGAUUAAUAUUUUCUGRCGAUCACACUGAUCCAGUACCUUUAUAUAAAUAUUAAAUUAUUCUAUUCAGAUUUUCMAUUCGGUUCUGUCAGUCUAUUAGAUUAAGGCGAAAAUAUCUGCGUUUGCUAAUGAUGCGUCGAUAUCUCUUUCCAUUCAUUAGAAAUUUGUGAGAGAACUGCAAUGAUCGCCAUACAUACUUACGACACAAUUUUUGCGCUUCUAGUAUCAAAAUUAUUAUUUUCUCAGCUUUAACGUGUUUGUUUUCGAUAGAAACUUUCCCAUUAUUUAUUUAUUUAUUUUUUUCUUAAUACAACGUCAGA